Messenger RNA from Caenorhabditis briggsae, 837 nucleotides. The record is from RefSeq and is a predicted model, not a curated record. The transcript is spliced from 2 exons. The coding region runs from base 1 to 837 and encodes 278 amino acids. NCBI's taxonomy places the organism in Eukaryota, Metazoa, Nematoda, Chromadorea, Rhabditida, Rhabditidae. Gene Ontology annotation, molecular function: protein binding.
AUGCCUAUCCGUCUGCUCUCACUUCCCGCCAAGGAUCUUCAAUAUUGUGUCAAUUUAAUGAACGUUGGCGAUCUAAUCGCCUUUUCUCUGUGCUCAAAACAAACCAAAAACCUUGUGAAGUCUUCAAAUCUGGAAGAAAUAAGAACCACUGCAAGAUUUGGUGAAAAUGACUGCAUCGAAUUUGAAAUACUCGCAUGUCAAAGACGUUUCAAUAGAGAAAUACACAAACAAAUCACGUUUUAUCUCCAUAAAAAUCAAUGGAUGCGAGUGGAUCGUGGGAAUGGAAAAGAGCAAUGGAAAUUUACGAGGAGCUAUUGCAUUGCUCAUUUAAUGAGUAUUUUGAAAACUUCAAUGAUUACUUACCUGGAUCUUAUUGAUCUUCACCAAAUACCGUACCUGAAUACUGUCAAGCAAAUCUUCCCAAAAUUUUAUGCCCUUAGUAUCGGUCGAGAUUGUUCAGAUGAGCUCACAAAAAUGGCGAUUUUAAAAUUGGGACCUAUUGCCGAAGAGGUGGAAGUCAAUAAAAUUCCUGUUAUCAAUGAUAUCUCUCAAUUUUUGACAUUGAAUUUGAACUUUCUGCUUUUCAAAGACGAGCAGAGACCACUCAAAUUGAAGUUAAGUGAUUUAUUGAUCCUCAACGUUCGCAGCAUUGCCAGUGUUAAUACCGAUAUCACUGAGAGAGAAUUGAACAGAUUUCUGAAGCUAUGGAUGAAAGGAAAUCAUAGUUUCUAUUGUCCAGAAAAUAUAGAAUUGAUCUCAAAUAAUGCAUUCAAAAUGGAUCAAGUUUUCAAAGGAAUUCAAUAUGAAACUGUUCUAGAGACCAUUCAUUCCGAUUAA